Molecule: messenger RNA, 2528 nt
Organism: Ceraceosorus bombacis
Lineage: Eukaryota; Fungi; Basidiomycota; Exobasidiomycetes; Ceraceosorales; Ceraceosoraceae
Source: the annotation of a GenBank genome assembly
AUGCCUUCUCCGACUGACAAGCCGACGUUCGCGUUGGAAGCGCUGCACCUCCUCAGCGCUCCACUCGAUCAGCUCAGAGCAGAGCGAGAUGCUCGCACGCUGGCUUUGACGCAAACGCUUAACGCCCGGGAGAGUGGUUAUGAGGACCGCGGCAAAGAUGCCUCUGCCAGGGCCAAAGGAGCGGAUGAAGUGCUGGAUCUGAGCAGCGUACCGAGCAGAGAGCAACUGCUGCGUGCCCUCGAUGGUUUGUCAGACGGCGCUGCCGAGCUGCAAGGCGCGAGUGCGACGUCGACUGGCUUGGAGGCGGAAGAGAGACUGAUCGGAAUGGCCAGAGUCACUGCUGGGACGUACGCCCUUGUGCUCGAUCAGCUCGUCGCGGAUGGGCACCGAUUGAGUCAAGCUGCGUGGGAAUGGGAGGAGAUCGGAGGCAGCAGAUCAGCGAGCGCUACCUAUCUUGUCCAGAGUGAGUUCAUCGCCCAUAGAUCGUGCAGAUUGAGGCUCAUUUGCAGCGACCUUCACUGGGCAGCACUACCUCACCGUCUUGUAAACGUGUUGCGACUGGCUGCUCGAAUGGCUAGCGAAGCCGCGCAGACGACGCUGUCAGUGGCAGACCAGAGCUCUCGAGAGUCUCAGAUUUCUCAACUGCUCUCUCGUUCAGCCGCAACGAAGGCAUGGAACACGCUCUCUGCCUCGCCGAUUCUUGUGAGGCAAGCGUUGUUCCCAUUGUCUGCUCCCGGCGCACAGCAAUUGGGAUCUCUCGACGCGCAGCACGCGAAUCCUCUGGUUGUCAACACGACUUCAAAGACCAGUCGCUCCCACAAAUCGAGAGCAAGCAGCAGUUUGAGAGCCCUGAGACAUCCUUCCCCGCUUCAUUUGGCUUCUCACGAAGCUGAGGCGAAGCGUUUGCAAGCAGUCGAAGAGAGACAGGACAUCGCAGAAAAGCUUGGCAUCCUCGCCAUCGAGCUUCAAAAGCUCAUCACGGGCCCUCCAAGUCGACAAGGCAUCGAGAACGAGACCGCUCGAGGCAUCCAAGAGGCAAUUAGUCAGCAGGUCGCGUUGCUCCAAACAGUCCUUGCGCGCGAAGGGGUGGAGGACCGUGUUGCUGUUGUUGCUAAUCAACAAACCUCAAGCGCUGAUCUUUCGAGCAGCGCAGGGACUCUUCGCAAGCUCCUGACCGACUCUAUCCCAAGCUCCUCAAGAGAGAUUAGCAUCUUGCUAAGCCCUUCGCCAACAGGAUUGGGUUCGCCCUCCUUUCUUGCACGAGCUUGGCCCACCUUGGUUCUUACCCCUCUCAUCAGCAUGAUCACCCUGAGAGCAGUGUUGAGGAAUUGGGAUGCGGUCAAAGCCCAAGUUCAGGACGCCAAGGAGACGCUUCGCGGCUUCGUGAUCGGUUGGGUUUGGAACCCUGUCAUGGGUCUGCUGGACACGCUGAGGGAAGGCGACAAGCGCGCAAUGAUCAUGACUGCUGAGAGUCUGAACUCGGACGUCCAGGCGAGUCCGCCGUCGCUGUGAGCUCUGUAAACGUCCGAAUCGCGCUGAACCCCUGACCUUACCUUGCACAGAGUCUGGAACGCAUGGUUGUUGAAUUUGCAAGCGAGAAGCAAACACUCUCUGCGACAGAGCUGGCUGCCCUCUCAUCACGCGUCAGAGAGGGUGACCUUUCAGAGGUUCUGAAGGUCUACGAGCAAGAGUUGAAGGUGAGAAAGAUCAUUGCCUGACUGUCUAACCUCAUGCGCCCCGCCUGCCUGGCUAACCUCCGCCUCGCAUCGCUUCUGAAAUCCUUUCAUCUUGUACCGCGCGUCAUUUCGCAAGUCUCCCCUCAAGUCGGCAGUGACCGGUUCUUUGGUGCGCUCGCUUCUAAUCCAGAUUCAGAAAGCAAAAGUGGACAUAGAGACAGCAAUGGCAGGUAUUGAUCGCUUGCUCAAAUCGCAGCAGUUGCUCUUCGGUGCCGUGGGUGUCGCUCCAGCUAUGGGAGCGGUGUACCUGGUCUACAGCUGGUCCUCCAAUCGGGUCGCGGAGUGGAGCGGAAGGCGAGGGAGACAAGCGGGCAGACAGACAAGAGCCAGAGUGUGGGAGGCCAUGCGGUAGGUGCUUCUUAGCCACGCUUUCCGCUCGCGCAUUGUGGUUGACGAUGGCGAGUAUCCAUGUUCGUGUGCAGUCGUAUCGACAAGCUCCUCGCAGCCGACACACAACGCGCUUCGUCCAACGCCGCGCAGUCGACGUCUCUCAGCGCAACGACACGAGGCCUGCUGUUGUUGGACCUCUCCCUUCUGCGCAACUCGGCCACCGCUCUAGUCAGUGCACCAGCGCGAGGCAACAAAUCGGCUCUCAAGAGACUGAGGGGCCAAUUCUUGGAAGACGUGCGAGAGCUCGAAGGGCUGGAAAGUGCGGACUUUGUGCAGACCGGCAUGGACGGCAAAACUUCGACGAAAGAAGCCGGCCUUGGCUGGCAUGUCAGAAGAGCUGCUGUGGAACGUAUGUGGAGGAGCUGGGGUCCUCUCUUUGCCCUCGAUGUCAAAGCUGGCUAG